AUAUAAACAUACGAAUACAGGAAAACCGCCGAAUUUGCGUAUAGGUGACAUUACGGGACCAAUGCGCUGUCCCACAGUGCACUCCAAACUGCCGCAGAUGGAUGCGACAACAUAUGCGCAACUGCUGCAACCGCCACAGUCGCUACUGACUCUCUCCAGCCUCAGUGCCAUGCGCUCAGUCCAAAGGGACUCGACAAUAGUCUCCACCGAGUCGUGGAUUAGCCAUAAGAGCAGUAACAGUGCACAAGCCUUCCGAUCACCCUCUUUUAAACACGACACAAAUGACAGAGG
Sphaeroforma arctica JP610 is the source of this 291-nucleotide messenger RNA. RefSeq lists its product as hypothetical. The transcript is spliced from 2 exons. The record is from RefSeq and is a predicted model, not a curated record. NCBI's taxonomy places the organism in Eukaryota, Ichthyosporea, Ichthyophonida. The annotation marks the transcript as partial.